AUGGAAGCUGUAACUGACAUUUUUAACUUGAGCAACUUUACUGAACUCUCCAAACCCACUUCAGAUUCACAUGAUAAUCUGUAUCCUGAAACUGAUCUUCUUCCUCACUUCACUGGUGUCACGUUAGUGGUUCUAGCUGUAAUGAUGGCGACUGCAGCAGCUUUGAUAAUAUUUGGAAAUGCUUUGGUUUUUCUUGCAUUUGUAGUGGAUGCAAGACUUAGAACUCAAACUAAUUUAUACCUUUUAAGUCUAGCUCUGUGUGAUUUUUCAGUAGGUGUAGUCUCCAUUCCAUUCUAUAUACCUUAUGGGUUGCAUGGAACUUGGAUGCUUGGAAAAGAGCUUUGCAAAUUGUGGCUGCUAAUCGAUUAUACUGCCUGUGCAGUUUCAGUUUUUAACAUUGUCCUUAUCAGUUAUGACCGAUACCUCUCUGUCACUAAACCAGUUGCAUAUCGAGCUCGGCAAGAGAAAAUGUGUAAUGCCACUUCUAAAAUUAUAAUUGUAUGGCUACUUGCAUUCAUUAUCUAUGGUCCAGCUCUGCUUUCUUGGGACAUUAUUACAGGUCAAACGCAAGUACCCAAUGGACAGUGUUUUGCAGAAUUUGAAUAUAGUUCAUACUUUUCAGUUUGCUUUUUAACAUGCAUUUUUUUCAUUCCAUUUUGUAGUGUGAGUUAUUUCAACAUUGGUAUAUACUGGAACAUCAAUAAACGAAAUAAAAAUAAACAAAUUAAUAAAAAAAUGCAAUUAGAAUCAAAAAGUGAAGACACAAAAAUAUUUUUAUCUAUUAUAAAACUGUGUAAACUUUCACUAAAGGAAAAGCUACCCUGUUUCUUUCAUGUGUCAGAAGAAUCUUCUUCUUCAGGGAGUUCUGGACUGCCUUUUUCUGUAACAAAACCUGACAAAACCAGGGGCGAAUUGAAUAACCAAAAUAUGUUAUCAACAGUGGAUGAGCAGAAAACACCAUCUCAAAACUCUGCAUUAAGAUUGUCCAAGGACAAAAAAAUUGCAAAGUCCCUAGCUCUGCUUUGGAGUGGUGCAUCAGCUUUCAUUCUUCCUAUAGUAGUAACUACUGUAUCACUAAUGAUAGUAAUAGGGAAUGCCUUAGUCUUUGUCGCCUUUCUAGUGGAAGCAAGUCUUCGAACACAGAGUAAUUUAUUUCUUAUUAACCUUGCAGUCUGUGACUUUUCUGUUGGUGCAAUUUCCAUACCUUUAUACAUACCUUAUGGAUUAUAUGGUAUUUGGAUACUUGGAAAAGAACUUUGCACAUUUUGGUUGGUAAUGGAUUAUACUGCAUGCGCAGCUUCAGUUUUUACCAUUGUCCUUAUCAGUUAUGAUCGAUACCUCUCUGUCACUAAAGCUGUUGCUUAUCGAUCAGAGCAAGAAAAGACUGUCAAAGGCAUCGCUAAGAUUGGUGUAAUAUGGGUUCUUGCUUUCCUUGUCUAUGGCCCAGCCUUGAUUUUCUGGAACUUUGUAACUGGGGAAACAAAUGUACCUGAAGGACAAUGUUAUGCUGAAUUUGACAGUAGUUGGUACUUUUUAAUAUGUUUUUUCAUAUUUAAUUUUAUCAUACCAUUUUGUAGUGUGAGUUAUUUCAAUUUAAGCAUCUAUUUUAAUAUCAGAAAACGAAGCCAAAAUAUACAAAUCACACUGAGUACAAAGAAGCAAAUAACAGCAAAAAUUUUGGCUUUAACAACAUGGCUAUUUUUUAAAAAAAAUCCUAAAUCUUCACUACCAGAAAAGGUACCCUGUAGUUUAUCAGUAUCACAAGAAUCAGCUGUUCUCAGAAAUGUUGGACAAGGUUCACAGGAGGUCAAACGAAACCAAAGUAACUCAGCAGUAAAAGAUCAGAAACCUCUACCUCAGAAUAUUGCACAUAGACUGUCAAAGGACAGAAAAAUUGCCAAGUCCCUUGCGAUACUUGUCUGCAUUUUUGGUGCUUGUUGGGCUCCAUAUAUUCUGUUUACAACUGUUAAUUCAAUAAGGCCAGAUGCUAAUGGAUAUUUCUGGACAUAUAUCACAACAUGGUGUGUAUGGCUGAACUCUCUCAUCAAUCCUGUAUUGUAUCCUUUAUGUCACAGAAGUUUUCGAAGAACAUUUCUAAAAAUACUUUGUUAUAAAUAA
Messenger RNA from Protopterus annectens (West African lungfish), 2118 nucleotides. Its product is annotated as histamine H3 receptor-like. NCBI's taxonomy places the organism in Eukaryota, Metazoa, Chordata, Ceratodontiformes, Protopteridae. Gene Ontology annotation, molecular function: histamine receptor activity. The transcript is spliced from 6 exons. Gene Ontology annotation, cellular component: membrane. Gene Ontology annotation, biological process: adenylate cyclase-activating adrenergic receptor signaling pathway. Bases 1 to 2118 code for a protein of 705 amino acids. The record is from RefSeq and is a predicted model, not a curated record.